GCCAUGGCUGCUCUCGCUUCAUUCCUUCCUAACCCAGUAUAUGCUCCGACUGUCUCCGAUGAUGAGGACGAGCAACCACAAUUUGUCGCUUCUUCAACAACUGUUGUGACCAGACAGGCAGUCCCACCGUACGGCAAACGAAAAGGCUGGAAACCAACGUCUCAGUCAGACUACGGCGAUGGUGGUGCCUAUCCUGAAUGCCAUGUCGCACAGUAUCCUCUCGAAAUGGGCAAAAAGAAGGCUUCCUCCGGGAACACACUUGCAUUACAAGUCGAUGGUGAAGGAAACGUACGCUAUGAUGCUAUUGCACAGCAGGGUCAACGCGAGGGCAAGCACGUACAAUCACAAUUCAAGGAUCUUGUACCACUUUCACACCGGAAAGACCUCGAUGAAGCCGGACGUGCUAUGGAGCGCCCUUCAGAGGAUGAGGUGGCAGAAACUGCAGAACGUACCCGCCAAGCACUAGAGAAGCUCGUCACCGGAAAGAUCAAGUCCGCACAAGUGAAGAACGUUCCCGAUGGCCAGGGAAAAUCGUCGUUCAUUCGGUACACUCCCGGCCAGCAAGGAGGCUCCAAUGGACUUAAGCAGCGUAUCAUCAAAAUGACUGAGGUUGCGGAGGACCCUCUCGAACCGCCUCGCUUCAAGCACAAAAAGAUUCCUCGAGGUCCACCGAGUCCUCCACCUCCUGUUCUGCGUAGCCCGCCGCGAAAAGCCACAGCACAGGAGCAAAAAGAAUGGAUGAUCCCACCGUGUAUCUCAAAUUGGAAGAAUAACAAGGGUUUCACUAUUCCAUUAGACAAGCGUCUUGCCGCAGACGGCCGUGGUCUUCAAGAUGUCCAUAUUAACGAUAACUUUGCUAAAUUCUCUGAAGCGCUCUUCGUCGCAGACCGACAUGCGCGAGAAGAAGUAAGACAGCGUGCUCUUAUGCAACAGAAGCUUGCGCAGAAAGAAAAGGAGGCAAAGGAGGAGCAUUUGCGAUCUUUGGCACAACGAGCCCGAGAAGAACGCUCAGGAAUCCCUGCCCGACCAACUGCAGUGUCUACCACUGCUAUGAAAACAGGUUUGGCUGGAUAUGGCAGCGACAACGAAUCAGGUUCGGCAUCCGAAGCGGAAUCUGACCGAGGAGGGAGACGCAGUGAGGAGGACGAAGACAGCGCAGAAGACGAGGAAGCACGUCAAGUUCGUGACGAGAUGCGCUCAGCGAAGCGGCGCGAACGUGAACGUGAGAUGCGUAUGAGUAAUAUGGGUACAGAACAACGUGCGAAGAUGCUUGCGCGUCAGCAGAAUCGCGACAUUUCUGAAAAAGUUGCACUUGGACUUGCGAAGCCGACAAUGUCGAAGGAGUCGAUGCUUGACUCGCGAUUGUUCAACCAAGAGAGUCUAGCGUCCGGUUUUGCGGAUGACGAUGCGUACAACUUGUAUGACAGGCCGCUUUUCCACGGUUCGACGGCAGCAGCGGCGAUUUACAAAGCGCACGGGAAUAUGGCGGAGGGGAACGAAGACUCAUUUGGGGGCGGCACGGAAGAGGGUAUCGGGAAAGCGCUUGAUAAUGAUCGGUUCGGACUUGGGAAGGCGCGUGUCGGAUUCGAGGGUGCAGAGGAUCAGGAGGUCCGAGAGGGUCCUGUGCAAUUCGAGAAGGACACGACUGCCGACGUAUUUGGCGUGGACGAGUUUUUGGAUGAAGCGAAAGCCGGCAAGAAGCGGGGACUUGACACUUCAGCUGGUGGAGCUCGCAAACGGCAGCAGCUCGAACGGGCAUCGGAGCGAGAGUAGAAAUAAAUACACUGGAUAUUGUUUUACUUCUAUAAUUUCUUUUACAAUGCUGUAGUGUAGUGUCGUGUGCAUGAUGAC
Fomitiporia mediterranea MF3/22 is the source of this 1851-nucleotide messenger RNA. Its product is annotated as pre-mRNA-processing protein 45. Gene Ontology annotation, cellular component: spliceosomal complex. NCBI's taxonomy places the organism in Eukaryota, Fungi, Basidiomycota, Agaricomycetes, Hymenochaetales, Hymenochaetaceae. The transcript is spliced from 5 exons. Gene Ontology annotation, biological process: mRNA splicing, via spliceosome. The record is from RefSeq and is a predicted model, not a curated record. Bases 4 to 1773 code for a protein of 589 amino acids.